AUGAACCCCGAAACAAAUACCGAAGACAAACCGGUACCCGUGAAAAUCACCGUCGUGCGUGGAAAGAAUCUGCGGGGCAGCAAAUCAGACAACUUCCAGAGCUCGGUAAGAGUAGAAUUCAAUGAGGCGGUGCUGGGAAACUCACCAAGGAAGCAGGCAGCUUCAGCUGGAAAGUCUGUGGCGCAGCGGUCUGUGGAUUAUGAUUUCACCUGCAGCUUUGACUGCUUAUGCACUGCUGUGAGUCUCGACCACAUGGCCCACAAGCCGGUUAUAGUGACAGUGAUGGAGAUCCUGUCCAGGGAAAAGAAGCAGGCAGAGGAGAGGACAGCCGUUCUGGGUCAAGCCGUGCUGGACCUGCUGCCCCUGCUGCAAGGUCAGUGCAGCUUCUCAUCCACCGUCCCACUGUAUCCAACUCCAGGCUCUCCGAUUGAGGCUGCUCCACUGGAGGGUGAAAACAAGCCAUCCCUGGAUGUUUCAGUUAGUGUACCAGAUUCCCUGCUUUCCGACGCACAGCUGUCUGCCUCCAAUCUGCUGAGGGUGACUGUGGAGACGGCCUACUCCGUCCCUGAGGUGUGGAACCCAGUGGCGGGUCCUGCUGGUCCUCCUCCCUCCAGCUACAUAGCUGCCCUCCAGAUCCCUGUCACUGCUGAGAGGGAGCAGGUGCUGCUGUUUCCCAAUGGUUUUUUAAAAUCUGGUGGGAAGAGGGAGGCUGUGGGCAGACCAAAGAGGUGGCCACUGGCUGCUCUGCUGGCCCAGAGAGCUCAUUUCCUUCCUGGGGUCUCCAUCCAACCAGAUCCAGUCGAGAAGGAAGAUGGAGAGCUCACAAGGAUCGAGCACAGGAUGUUUCGUAACGAGGCAGAGAUGAUGAGAAAGAGAGUCAGCUGGGAUGCUGAGCGACGCUGUUUCCUGGAUGCAGGAGGAGUGGCCCGCCUGUCUCAGAGGAUUGGCGAGCACAGACUGUGGCCAGUGGAAAUGAUGAUGUCAUUGGCUCAGGAACCAAAGGGAAGAAAGGCUGGCAGGCUGCCUGCUGAGGAUGAGCUGCAGAUCUCCUUCCAUGGUGUGGCGUAUGUGGACAUGGGCCCCUUGCUGUAUCCUGGGGCCUCGCGCAUCCGAGGAGCCUACAGAGUGUUUCCCUUCACUGAUGCUGAUCUACGGGCCAAGACCAAGCGCACUGUUAGUGUGUUGAGGGACCUGGUCAGGACUUUAGCCACUCAGGACAAACAACCCACCAACUCCCCCGGUGGCUCCGGCAGCAGAACGUUUGACUCAGUGGGUGGUGAUCAUUUGCCAAAGGGAUCUAUUAAGGAAUCGCCCAGAAAGUCUAGUGUCCAGGGCGGGCCAGGCGGAGCUGACAUUGAGAUGGACAUGGAGCCACAAGUUAACGCAGAAGGACAGAUGUACAUAGAGUCCCAAACUUACAUCAUCAUUGAGGUCUCUUUGGAGAAGCCACUGGUAGCCAAGAGAUCUCCCGAGGAGUUGGCCAAAAGGGUGAAGGAGUUGAUCCCUCCCAGACCUCCACCAUCACCAUCAGACUGUCCCACCAGAGCUGAGAGAGCAGUGCAGGAGUACCACAGCCAGGUAAAUAAUGUGAUAGCCCAACUUCUAGACAAGUAUCAGGAGCUGUUUGGACCUGCCUUCCUGCCUGGAGCUGAGCCCCUAGACCCCAGCACCCAGGAACAACGCAAGAUCCAGCUGCUGGGAGAGCUCAACUACACUGGGAAAUACUUUGCCUUCAAGGAGCAGUUGAAGUCAUCAGUGUUGAGGCUCGCUCGGGAAAAGAUGCUGCGGACAGAAGACUUAUCUGACCCAGAGAAGCUCCGGGCCCUCAUCAGUCAGCUCUAUGUCUACCUGGUGGACCAGAUGCAUGUGGCUCUCAACAAGAGUCUGUCAGCAGAUUCCCUGGAGGUUCCUGUGCAGCCCCAGUUAGACUUUGCUCAGCUCAGGCACUUUGCCAAGGAGGCUGAACUCAUUGGAGACUACCAGCUAGCUGCCCGCUACUACCAAGAGCAGGUGGUCAGGGAGCCCACUGAGCCGUCUCACUGGUUUGACUAUGGCGCCCUCUACAUGCUGACUGGGGAACACCUGAAAGCAGAGGCGUGUUUCCAUCGGGCGUUGUCUGUCCAGCAGACACAUCUCCCCAGCUUGAUGAUAUGUGGGAUCCUAGAAGAGAUGUCUGGACACUUUACAGAAGCUCAGACCUACUUGGAGAGAGCCACCUGCAUUGACCCUUCCGCUGUGGUGGCCUGUACCCUCCUAGGUCUGUUUCAUGUGGGACAGAACAACUCAAUCCAGGCAGAGAGAUGUUUUCUGGAGGCUGGCAAGCAGCUGAGGGCCACCUUAGUGCCCAGUCCCACCUGUCUUGAGGCAGAACACUCAGCAGACAAGCCACAGCUGGAGGAGGCACAGCAGAGAGAAGAGGAAGUGUCAAUGCCAGGUUGCAAACCUCUCAGUGUGAAGCCAGAGUGUGCAGAGCAGGAGGCAAAAGGAAAGAGGAGGCUGAGCAACUGGUGCCAAGAGGGCGCUCCACCCAGACUCAACACCACCAUCUACAUGGAGACAGCCCAGUUCCUGCUGCGCAACACAGCUCUGCAGGUGGCAGAGAGAGCUCUUUCCCAGGAGCUGCUGUGCUCAGAUGGAGGCCCCAGCAUCUCCUACCACCUCGCUCUGGCAAGGUUGCAGCUGCUUAGGAAAGAUUACCGCAGUGCUGCCACCAGCCUCGAGGAGGUGCUACACCACAACUCACAGGAGGCGGAUGUGUGGGCUCUGUAUGGUCACUGUCACUACCUGGCUGAGGAGUUCAGGGAGGCCCAGAUGUGCUAUGAGAGGGCCCUGGUCCAGCAGCAGGAGCCGUCAGAAACACACUCCAUCUACCUGCGCCUAGGAUCCAUCUACCUCCAGGAGCGAGAGUUUGAGAGUGCCAGAGUCAUCUACCUGCGUGCCUGCGGGAGUUCACCUUCUUGUCUCACUUGGCUGGGACUCGGCAUUGCCUGUUACCAGCUUGAGAGGCUGGGUGAUGCUGAAGAGGCGUUGGUGGAGGCCAGCUCGUUGAACAACAUGAACCCAGAGGUCUGGGGUUACCUGGCUCUGGUCUACCUCAAGUCUGGCAGGAAGGCAGAAGCAGAACAGUCUUAUAAAUAUGUUGUUAAGCUGAACCUCCAGAAGGAACCCCUUCUUCGGGAGAUCAGAGAACUACAGGACCGUCUCGGCUUUGGGGAUCCAUCUUUCUGAACAGACCAUCAGGCUCUGGUUUUAAUUUUACGUCAAAGCUUAAAAUUAAUGUUUUUAAAGAAAAAUGAACGAGAUGCUGUUUAUGGACUCGGUGUCUCACUCAAAGGUGUUGCUCACAAAGUAAGGCAGGGGUUUCAUAAAACCUUAAUAGAAAAUUAGGAUAAACGAAUCUUUGAUGGAAAUCACCAUUCACCCCAAAGCUUCUCUGCAGCUCAAAGACCUCCUGAUGUUCUUAAACCUGGAGAAAGAUUAAGUACAACCUGAGGGGGUCAUCUGGAAAACUGCAGUCUGUUUGGGGCCCUUUGAUUAAUUACAUAAUUUAAUUAGACACUACAGGACAAUGAGGCACUCACCAUUGAUACAC
Molecule: messenger RNA, 3592 nt
Organism: Lampris incognitus (smalleye Pacific opah)
Lineage: Eukaryota; Metazoa; Chordata; Actinopteri; Lampriformes; Lampridae
Gene: cfap70
Product: cilia and flagella associated protein 70
Exons: 26
Coding region: 1-3228 (1075 amino acids)
Biological process (GO): cilium assembly; cilium movement
Cellular component (GO): motile cilium; extracellular exosome
Molecular function (GO): protein binding
Source: RefSeq, a predicted model, not a curated record